CUCCCCAAGAUGGCGGCGCUAGGUGUAAACAAGGUCGGCGCUGGCGCUGUGCUGGACGCCGGCCGGGGGCCCGGUGGCAGCGGCCGGGGGGCGGUUGGCGCUGCCGUGAAGGUUCUUGAGUGUGGAGUCUGUGAAGAUGUAUUUUCUUUGCAAGGUGACAAAGUUCCCCGGCUGCUUCUGUGUGGCCAUACUGUCUGCCAUGACUGUCUUACCCGGCUUCCCCUUCAUGGUAGAGCAGUUCGUUGUCCCUUUGAUCGACAAGUUACUGAACUAGGAGAUUCUGGUGUCUGGGGCUUGAAGAAGAACUUUGCUUUGUUGGAACUGUUGGAACGACUGCAGAAUGGACCUGCUGGACAGUGUGGGACAACAGAAGAAGCUAUUGAUCUAUCUGGAGAGUGUAUCAUCCGUUGUGAUGAAGACGAAGCCCAUGUUGCAUCUGUUUAUUGCACUGUCUGUGCCACUCACCUGUGUGCAGACUGUUCCCAGCUUACUCACUCUACCAAGACACUAGCGAAACACAGGCGUGUACCGCUUGCUGAUAAGCCUCACGAGAAGACCAUGUGCUCCCAGCACCAAGUGCAUGCUAUUGAGUUUGUUUGUUUAGAAGAGGGCUGUCAGGCCAGUCCCCUCAUGUGCUGUGUCUGCAAAGAAUAUGGGAAGCAUCAAGGUCAUAAGCAUUCAGUCUUGGAGCCGGAAGCAAAUCAGAUUCGUGCAUCCAUUUUAGACAUGGCCCACUGUAUAAGAACUUUCACAGAGGAGAUCUCGGAUUAUUCCAGAAAAUUAGUUGGAAUUGUUCAGCAAAUAGAAGGAGGAGAACAAAUAGUUGAAGAUGGAGUUGGAAUGGCCCAUACAGAACAUGUACCAGGGACUGCAGAGAAUGCGCGCUCAUGUGUCCGAGCCUAUUUUUCUGAUCUUCACGAAACCCUUUGUCGUCAGGAGGAAAUGGCUCUUAGUGUUGUUGACGCUCAUGUGAGAGAGAAGUUGAUUUGGCUUAGACAACAGCAAGAAGACAUGACCAUCCUGUUGUCACAGGUUUCAACAGCUUGCCUUCAUUGUGAAAAGACUUUACAACAGGAUGACUGCAGAGUAGUGUUGGCCAAACAGGAAAUUACAAGACUACUAGAGACACUACAAAAACAGCAGCAGCAAUUUACAGAGCUUGCAGAUCACAUACAGCUGGAUGCUAGCAUACCUGUUACUUUUACAAAGGACAACAGGGUGCAUAUUGGACCAAAAAUGGAGAUUCGGGUUGUCACUUUAGGACUGGAUGGAGCUGGCAAAACCACUAUUUUGUUCAAGUUAAAGCAAGAUGAAUUCAUGCAGCCAAUUCCAACAAUAGGUUUUAAUGUUGAAACGGUAGAAUAUAAGAAUCUGAAGUUUACUAUUUGGGAUGUAGGAGGAAAGCACAAAUUGAGGCCCUUGUGGAAGCAUUAUUACCUCAAUACACAAGCGGUGGUGUUUGUUGUUGAUAGCAGUCAUAGAGAUAGGGUCAGCGAAGCACACAGCGAACUUGCAAAAUUAUUAACAGAGAAGGAAUUGCGGGAUGCCUUGCUGUUGAUCUUUGCCAAUAAGCAGGAUGUAGCAGGUGCACUUUCAGUGGAAGAAAUCACGGAACUGCUGAGUCUACACAAACUCUGCUGUGGCCGGAGCUGGUAUAUUCAGGGUUGUGAUGCCAGAAGUGGUACAGGACUUUAUGAAGGAUUGGACUGGCUUUCAAGACAACUUGUGGCUGCUGGUGUCCUGGAUGUGGCUUAGUUUCACAGCAGUUGCAGUUUAAGGUUGUAGUUAGUUUUUUUUGUUGUUGUUGUUUUGUUUUGUUUGCACGAUUUAGGAUGUUGUAGAUGGGUCUGCUGUCUGAAGAGGGGACUUUAUUUCACUUGGUGGUUACAGAAACACAUAAGCCUUUCAUCCUAGGUUUGAUUGGUUCAGUAAAUCUGUGCAACUGUUUGUGUUUUUUGAAAUUUGAUACAUUUAAUGUGAUGGGUUAGUUAAAAGGGUGCCUUGAAAUUCUUUUUGGCAAAAUUAGGUUGUUUCAACUCUUCCCUGAUAAGUAUGUGCUUUGGAGUUUAUCUGAUAAUCAUGACAUGGUCACAGUAGCUAGUGGGUAUCAGAAAAUUUGAGUGAUUUAGAAAUACUUUGCCAGGAAACCAUUCUAAAAGUUCAUCUCAAGCUAUUUGGAAUAGUAAAUUCUAGCUGUUGGUCAGAAACAAAUGGUGCUACUUUUAGUAUCUUAAAUGCAUUCACCUGAAGUUGGCAUUGAAAAUUACGUGUGAAUAUGCUGUAAGAGAAGAACAUCAUUUCCCUCCACACCUUAUUUAUUAACUUCCCUGUUUGUUACCAGAAGAAAAAGGAGCAUAAUUUAUUGAGGAGGAAUUGAGCAUGGGGAACUGUGUUGCGGUGCUGGUGGGCUGUGGCAUUGCCUAGUGCAUGUUUGGUGUGGUGAGGGAAGAGUUGUUAAAAGUGGGCAUAUGCUAAAUUAUUUAUGGACAGAAUAUAGCGAUACUGAGGUGGGGGUGUUUUGUGUAUGCUUAAGAACAUCAUCUGUCUUCAGAUAUCAGAGAUUUAAAUUUGAUUCAGGAAGUCAAAUGAAGCUUAAAAAAAUUCCUAAAGAAGCAAUGUGGUGUAACAUCAGUUAAGCUAUGUACUUUUAUGUAGAGGUCAUGCUUCCAGAAUAAGGUAGUAGCCUUAAAAUAUUAAAUAACCUGUCGUAAAACCAGCAUACAACUAAUUAUAACUCUUACUUAGAACAGCAGAUGUUAAAACGUGACAUAAACUUUCUGAAUUUAGAUUGUGUUCAUUCUUACUAUAUCUUCUACAUGAACUGUCAGCAGUAUCUCUAUUUUUAAAGGUAAUUCAUUCAGAAACCAAUGAAAUAUGGAUGUAGCAUUCUUUAAAUUUAAAGAAGGUUGAAGUGACUUACUGAUGUCUCCUUUUUUGCUGUGCACACAGUUAAUUUAUCUGUCUGGUAUGCACACCUAGUAUAGAAUCUUCUGGCCCUUCUUUCUCUGCACAGCCUUUGCCAGUUGAAGAAUCUAUGCCAUGCACCACUGCACAUCAGUAGAGGAGUUACGACUAGCAUAGCCAAUAGAUCAAAAUCACAUAUCAUUUUUCUUCCUAGGGUAGAGAUAAACAGGGAGAAUCAGCAGAAGUGAGCAGUGUUGUUUCACAGAGUUCUUGUUUCUUGUUUUUUUGCCAUGCUGAAAAGCCUAUUUAUCUGGUGAGGGCUCUGAGCCCCGUCUGGAGGAGAAAAUGCAUCUCAUCAUCAGUGGCUAUGACUAAUGUAGUAGUAUCAGUUUUCUGAUGUUUUCUCACUACAUACAUUAGGUAAAGCUAAGAAUGUAUGAACAAGUAAUUUAGUACAAUUGCACUUUUUUGAGAGGAAGCAGUGGUGGUAACUACUCCUUUCUCAUGAUAGUUGCUUAUAGCUUUCUCUUACUUAAGUUUAGCACCAUUUUUGUGAAGUGCAGCUGCAAAUUUAGCAAGAUUAAUGACUUGAGAUUAAGAGCUGCUGGAAAAAAACCUAAGCUUUAAAGUAGGUGUUUGUGAAAUAGGCUUACAUGCCUACAGACAUGUACAGAUGCAGAGAAGGAGCGGUUACUCUUUCUUUGGAAAACACUUGGUAACUUUUGUACGUAGUUUACAACUGCUUUGCUGUUGCACACCAACUGAAAAUUGUUCAUCCUUCCCAGCCUGCAGCUUCUUGCACAGUAGACAGCUGGCUGCUGUGACCUGAGUAUUUGCUUGGCCUGUACUGCAGAGCUGUUCCAGAUCUAGUUAGAGCUGACUGUCCUUUUAUAGCUCUAUUUAUAAAAUAUGAACAAAUUCUGCUAAGUGUGAGAGUUACUUUGCUGGAACACUUCUAACAGAAAACACAUGCAUUCUCUAAAAUCCUGAACCUGAAAUUUUGUUUUAGUUGGCUCAAGCUUUGGAAGCACAAGCCUCCAACUAUUAGCUGUAGUUCUAAUUAGAACUUUAAAAUGUUCAAGGUGACCAGUUUGCUUUUUCUGUAACAGUACAUUUGGAGACAGAUACUCACUCAUGUAUAUUUUUGAGUGCAAAAGGAUUGCUUGUGACAUGUGUGGAAUGCUACCAUUAAAGUGUUUUUAAGUGGAACUUACUUAAGAUGACUUCAAGUAACUGUGAAAAAUGUUGCAUUUGUGAACUCUUUUGUGUUAACAGGUACACAUGGAGGUUUACUUGUAUUAUAAGUUAAUAUUAUAUAUAACUGUUUCGGUUGUAAAUUUAAGCUUGUUUCACCAUUUUUAUUGAACUUCUAGUUUUUAGUGUACUGACUUAUGCAAUGUGUAACUGGAAUAUUUCCUCAACUAGAACUUACGCAAACGUUAUAACUACAUGGAUUAGUUGAAAGACUGAACAAAUUUUCGUAAGAUUUUGAUUUAAAUGUGAACCUGAGUAAAUACAGCAUUCAGUAGUGG
Molecule: messenger RNA, 4436 nt
Organism: Rhea pennata
Lineage: Eukaryota; Metazoa; Chordata; Aves; Rheiformes; Rheidae
Gene: TRIM23
Product: tripartite motif containing 23
Exons: 11
Coding region: 10-1755 (581 amino acids)
Biological process (GO): intracellular protein transport; vesicle-mediated transport
Cellular component (GO): cytoplasm; lysosomal membrane; plasma membrane
Molecular function (GO): zinc ion binding; GTP binding; GTPase activity
Source: RefSeq, a predicted model, not a curated record